AUGACCUCGAUUCACUUUGACUUAUUGAAGGAGGACGAGCUUGAAGCUGCUCAUGCGAUAGAAUUAGCCUCAUAUCCAGCCGAUGAGGCGGCCAGCUUGGAUGUUUUCCGAUAUCGCCAAUCUCGAGCACCAGAACUAUUUUUGGCCGCCUAUACUCUCGAGGACUCUGGCCGUACGCUUAUAGGCUAUGUCUGCGCUACUCUAUCGCCCGCAAAAACACUCACGCACGAAUCGAUGUCGACGCAUGUCCCCGGUUCGUCCUCUGUGUGCAUACAUUCCAUCUGCGUGUCUCCAGAAUGCAGAAGACAAGGCGUCGCUCUCAGUCUCCUUAAUGAAUACAUCUCGCGGCUACAGUAUGCGCUGAAGAGCGGUGUGGAGUACAAGCAAGUGCUCCUAAUUGCGCAUGAGGAGUUGAGGAGCUUAUAUGAGAAAGCGGGUUUUGAAUGGGUAGGAAAGAGCUCAGUUGUGCAUGGCGCAAAUCCAUGGUUCGAAAUGCGCCGGGAUCUUAGUCGUCCAUCGCAGCCUGUGGCGCCCCCACCUGGGAUCUGGGAAGCACUGCAGCGCGCAUCAGGCUCAAAAAACCGGCCACAGGCUCUGGCGCUUGCUGCAUUUCCCAAUGGCGCACAGGAUCUUGUAUCUAACGACGGGAUGGGGACCCUGAGUAACAAAUUCGACCUUCUGUGCCCGCGGAGCGGCUGCGGGAGCAUCAUCCUCAAGGCAGGUGUAGGAUCCCUCGUCGAGCGAGCGAGCAUGCAACUCGAUCCACCUCAAAGAACUACUCCUAACCCGCUUGUGCUACUUCCCCCUCCGCCGGAGACGAUGAAUUGGUGGCUGGUGACACCUAAUGCUAUGGCCUUCGAAAACAUUGGAUUCACUCGUGCGGUUGUUUCGGACGAUACAACCAAAAGGGUGAAGUUGCUUAUCUGCGCCGAAUGCGACCUAGGUCCUUUAGGGUGGUGCGAGGAAGGCGGGAGUGAAUUCUGGUUGGCAUGUAGCCGCGUAGGUUACCAGCAGUGA
Messenger RNA from Fibroporia radiculosa, 1017 nucleotides. RefSeq lists its product as uncharacterized. Gene Ontology annotation, molecular function: aralkylamine N-acetyltransferase activity; guanyl-nucleotide exchange factor activity. Gene Ontology annotation, biological process: small GTPase-mediated signal transduction. The record is from RefSeq and is a predicted model, not a curated record. Gene Ontology annotation, cellular component: cytoplasm. Bases 1 to 1017 code for a protein of 338 amino acids. The transcript has 3 exons. NCBI's taxonomy places the organism in Eukaryota, Fungi, Basidiomycota, Agaricomycetes, Polyporales, Fibroporiaceae.